This is a messenger RNA of Ceratitis capitata (Mediterranean fruit fly), 2641 nucleotides long. RefSeq lists its product as uncharacterized. Lineage: Eukaryota; Metazoa; Arthropoda; Insecta; Diptera; Tephritidae. The transcript is spliced from 9 exons. Gene Ontology annotation, molecular function: monocarboxylic acid transmembrane transporter activity. The record is from RefSeq and is a predicted model, not a curated record. Gene Ontology annotation, biological process: transmembrane transport; monocarboxylic acid transport. Bases 18 to 2582 code for a protein of 854 amino acids.
GAACCUCUACACGACAUAUGAGUACAGCGACCAGGAGUCGUGGCACAAGACCUGCAAUUACCGCUGAGUUCGGCGCUCAGACAACUGCUAGUAUUAGAGAGGUGAAAGUGGGUGGCACAGAUUUUGCGAUGCAGACAACACCAAGUUUGGAAGGUAAAGAGGCCAAAGCUACGCCGGUGGUGGAAAGCUCCAAAGAGCUGCGACAGCCAGUGCUGACAGUUGAUCGGGGCACAGGCGAUGAGGAUUCUAUAUCGCAGAUUUAUUUGAGCGGUCUCUCAGCGGGCGAAACACCUUCCUCCGCAAGUGCGGCACAUUAUUAUGAUAAAGAGACGGACAACGAAAUGGUAGCACGUGUGAAGAAGUUAACAAAGCUGCGAAAUCUAAUACCGCACACUCCCAGCCUCGAUUCGUCGAACUUGUUUAUCAGACGAGAGGUCGCCAGUCAAGAUGAAAACCAACGCUGUUAUGACGAGGCCAGUUUGGAAAGUCAGGCAUAUAAGCAGUUUAUGUUUUCACCAAGCGGCUCGUUGACUUACGGUGGUGAUGAACCUAAUGGGAAUAAUAAUACUGUUAGGUUGACUGGUGACUUACGGCAGCCAAAUGAGCCACAUGAAAUGGAAGCACAAGAAUCAGAUGCGGAAAUGGCGGAGAGGCCAGCCACAGCUCCGCCUGCAGGUAGCGCUUCAUCAUCGCUCUCCAGCGAACCGUAUUUACAGAGUGCUUUUGCUACGAAUUUGCAACUCGGUGAUGGCUUUCUAUAUAUGGUCAUACCACCGGAUGGCGGUUACGGUUGGUUCAUUAUGGUCAUCUCGUUUUUCUGUCAAGUCAUCGUUGAUGGCAUCAUUUUCUCAGUCGGCAUAUUGCUGCCCCACAUGGCUAGAGGUCUUGGUGAGACGCAGACGACUAUAGUGCUUGUGGCCUCAGUUCAAGUUGGUUGUUAUUUUCUUGCAGGUUCUGUGGCGAGCGCUUUUAUCAAUAAGUAUGGUUUUCGUGUGGUGGCUUUGCUUGGUGGGAUCUGUUCGAUCGUUUUUAUCAUGAUCGGCACUUUCAGUAACAACUUGGCAAUGCUUAUUUUUUUCUACAGCGUGUUGGGUGGAACAUCUCUGAGUUUAAUUUGGGUCUCGUCUCAGUUAAUUAUUGGCUAUUAUUUUGAACGCUAUCGUCCUAUCGCGAAUGGUUUAUCGUGUUCCGGGGCUGGAGCGGGUAUUUUGAUAUUUUCCUUCAUGAAUGCACAGAUAUGUCCAGAUAUUGGUUGGCGCAAUACCUCGCGUAUACAUACAGCAUUGUUGUUGCUGAUUUUGCUCAUGGGCAUGACUUUCAUUGAGGUUACACCAACACGCAUAGCGACGGUGAAAAGGGACGAGUCAUCGUCUUCAUCAAGCGAGGACAAUUCAUCGGCGCCCUUCAAUGAAGUACGCUAUUCGCGGUUUCAAGAGUCGAUAUCGAUUAAAACCACGUCCAUCGAUAGAGGGCUGGAGCAGAUGCUUGAGGUUUAUGAACCGCAGAAAAUGCACCAUAUUGAGCGCAUGUGUCCUUGUUGCUGUCGUAAAAAACGCUUGACACGCAGUCGCACACCCGACGAGCAGGCCGACACUGGCGACGAAGCGCUGGAAGGUGAUGUUGAAGAUUUACAACAGCCGAAAAGAUAUCUGGUACGUGUAGAUCCAAUAGAGCGUGAAGAUCUCUUCUAUACCGGUGCUGCGGAGUACGAUAGUGAUGGUGCAGUGAAAACAAGGCGCACCGCAAACCAUUUAAUUUCAUUCAAAAGCGAGCGGGCCAAGACCGUAAAAUACUCUCUAUCAGUUGUGCGCUCACAACGUCAAUAUCCGGACGCUAAAAGACGCACAAUUGCUGAGCUACGUAAUCGUCAUAAAAAUCCCUACUGGGUUUUCAUCUCACCACGCAAUUGGAUGCCUGCUAAGCUGCUGAAUGCAUUCGCUCGACUUUUCGAUAUGAAUAUGUUGAAGAUUAUAGAAUUUCGCAUCCUGCUGUUGUCGGCGUUCUUCUUCACGAUGGGUUUUAACAUACCCUUUGUCUACUCGAAAAUACGCGCUGAAGUGGAUCCUUUCAAUGCCAGUCUAAUCUCACCCACUAUUGGUCUCUCCAACUUGAUAUUCCGCAUUGCUUCCGGCUUCGCAGCUAACAAAUAUCGCUCGCAAACUACAUAUAUGUGUGGCGGCGGCAUUGUCUUUGGUGGUAUUGCCACGCUGGUGAGUGCCUUUUAUGGUGAGGAUGUUGUGUGGUUUCAAUACACAUAUGCUGCUUGUUACGGUGUGGCGCCAGCAUUUUUCUCCACUCUACGUGCGAUCAUCUACGUACGCACUUUGGGUUUAGAGCGAUUAACUAAUGCUUUCGGCCUUACCGGCUUGGGAAUGGGACUCGGCGUUUUUCUGGGCACCACAACCGCUGCGAUACUUAACGGUCUCACUCACCGUUAUAAUGCUGCAUUUGCAUUUUCUGGCGUGUGCUUGAUUACGUCCGGCGUUUUGAAAGUAAUUCUACCAUCCUUUUUACGCUAUAGAGCAAGGAUUGUGUUGGAACAAGAAGCGAAAGGGCAAACUGAGAAUAAGGUUAAUAAAUAAUUUGAGUGUCAAGCGGUAAUUUGCAAUAAAAUAGCUAAAGAAAACAAGAAAUAUUGUGU